This is a messenger RNA of Eutrema salsugineum, 2128 nucleotides long. RefSeq names its product pentatricopeptide repeat-containing protein At2g03380, mitochondrial. Lineage: Eukaryota; Viridiplantae; Streptophyta; Magnoliopsida; Brassicales; Brassicaceae. The transcript has a single exon. Gene Ontology annotation, cellular component: intracellular membrane-bounded organelle. Gene Ontology annotation, molecular function: protein binding; RNA binding. Gene Ontology annotation, biological process: RNA modification. The coding region runs from base 8 to 2113 and encodes 701 amino acids. The record is from RefSeq and is a predicted model, not a curated record.
AAGACCGAUGCUACGCUCAUUCUCUCUCUUACCUCAAUGGGUUUCUCCGAUUAGAAACUUUGUGUUUCUACAGAGAUGCAUUCAAUUCACAACAAUUCAGGAAUUGAUUUUACCCGAAGACAAUGAUGAUGAGUCCACAACUUCCCUGCAUUACGCCGCUUCGAUCCCGUGCUUUCGCCUGCUAAGUAAGUGCACGAACAUUGAUUCUCUGAGGAAAGCUCACGGGAUGUUAACGGUAGAUGGACGUAUGGGUGAUAUCUCGUGUGCCACCAAGCUCGUUAGUCUGUACGGUGAAUUUGGGUAUACUAAAGAUGCUCGCUUGGUGUUCGAUCAAAUUCCUGAACCAGAUUUUUAUCUAUGGAAAGUCAUGCUCAGCUGUUAUUACCAGAACAAAGAGAGCCAGGAAGUCAUAAAAUUUUAUGGGUUUAUGAGGAACCACGGUUACGAUAAUAUUGUUUUAUCGAUAGCUUUGAAAGCGUGUACUGAGAUGCAGGAUUUAGAUAAUGGGAAGAAGAUACAUUGCCAGCUCGUCAAGGUGCCAGUUCGUGAUAGCAUUGUGUUGACAGGUCUCCUAGAUAUGUAUGCUAAAUGUGGAGAAAUCAAGAGUUCUUAUAGAGUGUUUGAUUGUAUUCCGUUGAGAAAUGUGGUUUGCUGGACUUCAAUGAUUGCUGGGUAUGUGAAAAACGACUUGCACGAACAAGGGUUGGAUCUGUUUAAUCUGAUGAGGGAAAACUCUGUUUCGGGUAACGAAGUUACAUACGGUACCCUUGUCACGGCUUGCACAAAGCUUGGUGCUUUACAUCAAGGGAAGUGGUUUCAUAGCUGUUUGAUCAAGAGCGGCAUAGAGCUCAGCUCAUGUUUGGUGACAUCUCUGCUAGAUAUGUAUGUCAAGUGUGGUGAUAUAAGCAAUGCACGUCGAGUCUUUAAUGAGCAUUCUCAUGUGGAUCUUGUCAUGUGGACAGCUAUGAUUGUGGGAUACACUCAUAAUGGACGUGCCAAUGAAGCUUUGAGCUUGUUUCAGAAAAUGAAGGGUGUUGGAAUCAAGCCUAAUUGUGUAACCAUUGCAAGCGUCUUGUCUGGUUGUGGUGGGAAUCCUGAACUGGGAAAAUCAGUUCAUGGCCUAUCCAUCAAAGUUGGUCUUCUUUGGGAUACGAAUGUUGCAAAUUCUCUGGUUCACAUGUAUGCCAAGUGCUACCAGAACAGAGAUGCUAGGUAUGUGUUUGAAAUGGAGUCGGAGAAAGAUUUAGUUGCUUGGAAUUCUAUAAUUUCUGGGUUUUCACAGAACGGCUCUGUCUAUGAAGCUUUGUUUCUGUUCCAUCGCAUGAAAUCAGAAUCUGUGACGCCUAAUGGUGUUACAGUUGCUAGUCUCUUCUCGGCUUGUGCUUCCCUCGGGUCUCUAGCCAUAGGUUCCUCGCUUCAUGCUUAUUCCGUGAAGUUGGGUUUCUUGGCAUCAUCCAGUGUUCAUGUUGGUACUGCACUUCUAGACUUUUAUGCCAAAUGCGGGGAUGCCGAAUCUGCUCGUAUCGUUUUCGAUACUAUAGAGGAGAAAAAUACAAUCACAUGGAGUGCUAUGAUCGAAGGCUAUGGAAAGCAAGGGGACACAAAAGGGUCCCUUGAGCUAUUUGAAGAGAUGCUGAAAAAGCAACAAAAGCCGAACGAAUCAACCUUCACAUCUAUUUUAACAGCUUGUAGUCACACAGGGAUGGUUAACGAAGGAAAGAAGUAUUUCAGCUCAAUGUACAAAGAUUAUAACUUAACACCUUCCACAAAACACUACACAUGUAUGAUUGAUAUGCUAGCUCGAUCUGGUGAUCUUGAGCAAGCGUUAGAUGUGAUCGAGAAGAUGCCGAUUCAACCAAACGUGAGAUGUUUCGCAGCAUUUCUCCAUGGAUGUGGAAUGCAUUCAAGAUUUGAUCUUGGGGAGAUUGUGAUUAAGAAGAUGCUCGAUUUGCAUCCUGAUGAUGCCUCUUAUUAUGUCCUUGUAUCUAAUUUGUAUGCAUCGGAUGAAAGGUGGAGUCAUGCUAAUGAAGUGAGAAAUCUGAUGAAGCAAAGAGGCCUGAGCAAGAUCCCAGGCCAUAGCACAAUGGAAACAGAGUUCUCAGCAGUUGGUUAGUUGUCAUAGCUUUUC